ACACAGUGUGUGUUUAUUACGAGCCUUAAAGUGGCACAUGGAAACAAUACAGUAAAAUCUCAGUCCCUGAAUAUGGCGAAGCCCACUGGCACUGCCAGCACACGGAACGGCCGGGAAGUUUUUUUCGCAUUUUGAUUUUAUUACGGCGAAGAGUAGAUAAGUUGUCGUAUUUUCUGUUUUUAUGCACAUUUGGAGGUUGUAUCAACUAGUUUCUCCAUAUGGUUCAAAUGCUGCCACACACGCGACAGUAAAUGCGGCAGCGCUCGCGACUCCCGUCUAACCCGACACUCACAGCUGGAUAUCAUCGGCUGAGAGCUGAAGACAGUGCGUUAAUUCAGAGGUCACUGACUGAGAUGGAAGAACUGUCAAGCCCUAACAGACGCCAGUAAGCAAGGAUAUUCAUUGAAUUAGACGCGAUGGCAGUGUCCAGUAAUUCCAGUCUAUCGGGUUCCUCCUCCGUCUCCUCGGAUCCUGAAGAUUAUCAACCACCAAUAUGGAAAUCCUACCUAAAGAGCAUCAGCAUGACACAGACUGAUAAUUUAGGUACAUCAAGAGACAAGAGGCACCUUGACAAGAGGACGCAGGAUCAGUUUAUUUUGUAUCAGCUACAGCAGGAAGCACCAAGACCAAAGAGGAUCACAUGUCCUCAGGAGAUGGAGAGCAGACCCAAGUACUAUGGUAGAGAGUUCCUUGGUCUGAUUUCCAGAGAGCAUGCUGAUGAACUGCUGGCGGGGACUGAAGGUGCUUACCUCAUCAGAGAGAGUCAGAGACAACCAGGAACAUACACACUUGCCUUGAGAUUCGGAGGCCAGACACUGAACUACCGACUCUUUUAUGAUGGAAAGCACUUUGUGGGAGAGAAGCGUUUUGAGUCUGUGCAUGAUCUGGUUACAGACGGUCUCAUCACUCUCUAUAUUGAGACCAAGGCAGCCGAGUACAUCGCCAAGAUGACCACAAACCCCAUCUACCAUCACCUGGGCUACACUUCUCUCCUGAGGGACAGAUUCACACACCGUCUCAGUCGAACCCGCUCUGAGCCAAAAAGAGUUACUUUCCAGCAGGAUGACAAGAUCUCCCCAUCAUUGCUGAGCAGACGCACUACAAUCAAGGAGGGACCGGAGAAACACUGCAACUAUGAAAAGAUCCACAACUUUAAGGUGCACACCUUCAGAGGCCCACAUUGGUGUGAAUACUGUGCUAACUUCAUGUGGGGUCUUAUCGCCCAGGGCGUCCGUUGUUCAGACUGUGGACUGAACGUGCACAAGCAGUGCUCUAAACUGGUGCCCAGCGACUGUCAGCCGGACUUGAGCCGGAUCAAGAAGGUUUUCAGCUGUGAUCUCACCACGCUGGUCAAAGCCCACAACACACCACGGCCGAUGGUUCUGGACAUGUGUAUCAAAGAGAUCGAGAACAGAGGGUUGAAAUCAGAGGGUCUCUACAGAGUGUCUGGCUUCACAGAACACAUCGCUGACGUCAGACUGGCUUUUGAUAGAGAUGGUGAGAAGGCAGACAUCAGUGCUAAUAUAUACACAGACAUCAACAUCAUUGCUGGAGCACUGAAGCUUUAUCUGCGAGACCUGCCCAUUCCAGUCAUCACAUAUGACCUUUACUCCAAGUUCAUACAGGCAGCCAAAAUAACAGACCCAGACUCUAGACUAGAGGCAGUUCACGAUGGCCUCCUUCAGCUUCCCCCAGCCCACUAUGAGACCCUGCGUUACCUGAUGACACAUCUGAAGAGGGUCACCAUGUAUGAGAAAGAAAAUUACAUGACCGCAGAGAAUCUAGGAAUUGUUUUUGGACCAACGCUCAUGCGGCCACCAGACCAAUACACGCUCACCACUCUCAACGACAUGAGAUAUCAGAAAAUGAUUGUUCAACUCCUGAUAGAGCACGAGGACAUUUUGUUUUAAACAGCUAAAUUGAAGAAAUAUGUUUUAUAGACUUCACACAGAAAUGAGCAAGAAGCUAAUCAACUUUGUUGCAGCCUGCCACAAUUUUCAAAGAUAUUUAGUUUAAAGGGAUAGUUCACCCUAAAAUUCUCUCAUUAUUUACUCAUACUCGUGCCAUCCCAGAUGUGUAUGACUUUCUUUCUUCUGCAGAGCACAAAGGUUUUUAGAAGAAUAUUUCUGCUCUGUAGGUCCGUACAAUGCAAGGGAAUGGUGGCCAGAACUUUGAAGCUCCAAAACGUACAUAAAGCAGCAUAAAAGUAAUCCAUAUGACUCCAGUGGUUUAAUCCAUGUCUUCAAAAGCUAUAUGAUAGGUGUAGAUUUGAAACAGAUCAAUAUUUAAGUCCUUUUUAAUACAAAUCUCCACUUUCACCAGCCCACCUAACAGCUCUCUUCACUUCUAAGAGUUCUUCUUCUUUUGUUUUUGCUGAUUGGCAUUCUUUGUGCAUAUCGCCAUCUACUGGGCAGGGAGGAGAAUUUAUAGUAAAAAAGGACUUAAAUAUUGAUCUGUUUCUCACCAGCACUUAACACAUUGCUUCUGUUCUGAAGACGACUUCUGAGAGAAUUUUCAUUUUUGUGUGAACUAUUCCUUUAAUCAGAUUUUACAUUCACAUUUCACUCGAUGUGUUUCUCAACCCCAAGUAAUGGUACAAUUUUAUGCAAAUACAGUUACACAAGUAGAAACAUUCUGAAUUCAAAAUUUACACUGAAUACAUAAUUAAUUAUAAAUAGAUUAAUGAUGGGCAUUUCAUUUGAUCAAUCGGUUUUAUGACUAGAGUGAUGCCAAAUAAGUAUGAUGCAUUGAUCUUGGUGCUCUACAUGAUCCAUAGCUCUUGAGUCAAAAGCAUUUGUUAGCAUUGUGAAACUGACGUAUUGUCAAUAAUGAAUUCUAAAAGGUAUAUUUUUGGGGUUAUGAGAUUGGUUAAUGUACAGUAUGUUAUAAUGGCCAGACUAUUGAAAUCCUAUGUAAAGCACUUUUUAAUUUUACAAAGAGUGUAAGUUGUUGUUUCAUGUUUCUUGUUGAAUCCGUGUAGAUAACGCUGUAUUUAAUCCAUUGCUCCCUCAAAUAAUUUUUUGUUCACUGUACAAACAAUGGAGUGGUCAACAUUUAUUGGUCAGGGCAAGACAUCAGCAAAACAAACUGGACAAAAUUUAUUUACUGCUUAUUGUCCCUUCUUGGACUUUAAAGUUUCCUUCUAUUUAAAGAAUGACACUCAACAAAAUUGCUUGAAUUGUAUUCAUCUUAGACAGUGACACUAGUUCCUGAGCAUACAGGUUAGAGGCAAGAUCAGUCAUUUACCUCCCAUGAGAAAAAAAGAGGUACAAUUGCCUUGGUCUAAGUUCUUUUAAGUUGUUUAUUUGGAAUAAGACCUUUCUACAGAUUUGUUUUGUUAAGAUAUUUUCUGUGAAGAAUGUAAUUUUGAUUGUAAUUUAUGAAAUGCUGAUUUAUUAAAUUAUG
Messenger RNA from Myxocyprinus asiaticus (Chinese sucker), 3405 nucleotides. Its product is annotated as beta-chimaerin-like. The transcript has 14 exons. The record is from RefSeq and is a predicted model, not a curated record. The coding region runs from base 417 to 1910 and encodes 497 amino acids. Gene Ontology annotation, molecular function: GTPase activator activity. Lineage: Eukaryota; Metazoa; Chordata; Actinopteri; Cypriniformes; Catostomidae. Gene Ontology annotation, biological process: signal transduction; positive regulation of GTPase activity; regulation of small GTPase mediated signal transduction.